Messenger RNA from Eremothecium gossypii ATCC 10895, 1449 nucleotides. RefSeq names its product adenylosuccinase ADE13 (gene ADE13). Gene Ontology annotation, molecular function: N6-(1,2-dicarboxyethyl)AMP AMP-lyase (fumarate-forming) activity; (S)-2-(5-amino-1-(5-phospho-D-ribosyl)imidazole-4-carboxamido) succinate lyase (fumarate-forming) activity. The record is from RefSeq and is marked provisional. Lineage: Eukaryota; Fungi; Ascomycota; Saccharomycetes; Saccharomycetales; Saccharomycetaceae. Gene Ontology annotation, cellular component: cytosol. Bases 1 to 1449 code for a protein of 482 amino acids. The transcript has a single exon. Gene Ontology annotation, biological process: 'de novo' AMP biosynthetic process.
AUGUCUGAGUUUGAUAAGUACGCUACACCCCUCUCCUCGCGUUAUGCGUCUGAGGAGAUGUCAUCGCUCUUCUCCUUGAGACACAGGUUUUCUACUUGGAGAAAGCUCUGGCUAAACCUGGCCAUUGCCGAGAAGGAACUCGGGCUGUCUGUCAUCACAGAUGAGGCCAUUGCACAGAUGAGGGAGCAUCUCACGAUCACCGAUGAGGAGAUUGCUCAGGCCGCUAAGCAAGAGGCGAUUGUGAGACAUGACGUUAUGGCGCAGGUCCAUACCUUUGGUGAAACCUGCCCUGCAGCAGCAGGUAUCAUACAUUUGGGCGCUACCUCUUGUUUUGUUACCGAUAACGCGGACCUGAUCUUCAUGCGCGAUGCUUAUGACAUUAUUAUUCCGAAAUUGGUGAACGUCAUCAACAGGCUCUCAAAGUUUGCUUGCGAAUAUAAGGAUUUACCAGUUCUUGGAUGGACUCAUUUCCAGCCGGCACAGCUCACGACCCUUGGGAAGAGAGCCACCCUGUGGAUCCAGGAACUUCUCUGGGACCUGCGGAACUUUGUAAGAGCGAGAAACGAUAUCGGGCUAAGAGGUGUCAAGGGUACUACCGGUACUCAAGCGUCCUUCCUGGCGUUAUUUCAUGGCGACCACGACAGGGUCGAAGCGUUGGACAAGAGAGUUACAGAGCUACUGGGGUUCGACAUUGUCUACCCGGUGACUGGCCAGACAUAUUCCAGAAAGAUAGAUAUUGACAUUCUGGCACCGCUAUCAUCUUUUGCCGCCACUGCGCACAAGAUGGCCACCGACAUCAGGUUGUUGGCAAACCUGAAGGAAGUGGAGGAACCCUUUGAGAAGACCCAGAUUGGGUCUUCAGCGAUGGCAUACAAGAGAAACCCCAUGAGAUGCGAGCGCGUCUGCUCUCUGGCCCGCCAUCUGGGCUCUCUAUUUAACGACGCUGUUCAGACAGCCUCGGUCCAAUGGUUUGAGAGGACCUUGGACGACUCGGCCAUUAGAAGAAUCUCGCUCCCUAGUGCAUUUUUGACUGCCGACAUUCUUUUGAGUACUUUGUUGAACAUUUCAUCCGGUAUGGUGGUCUAUCCAAAGGUCAUCGAAAGAAGAAUCAAGAGCGAGCUGCCGUUCAUGGCCACCGAGAACGUGAUCAUGGCCAUGGUCGAGAAGGGCGCCUCGAGACAGGAGGUGCACGAGGCCAUCAGGGUCCUGUCCCACCAGGCGGCCGCUGUCGUCAAGGAAGAGGGCGGUGACAACGACCUGAUCGAGCGGAUCAAGGCCGACGCCUUCUUCCAGCCCAUCUGGAACGAGCUGGAUUCCCUGCUGGACCCCUCCACGUUUGUGGGCAGGGCCCCACAGCAGGUGGAGAAGUUCAUCAACAACGACGUCAAAUCUGCAUUGGCCCCCUUCAGCGAACACAUCACCGAUGCCGCGUUCAACCUUAACGUCUGA